GUGUUAAUGAUGACACUGCAUGAUGAUGAAUAGCUGCAGUGGAUGUUGAUGAUGAAACUGCAUGAUGAUGAAUAGCUGCAGUGGAUGUUGAUGACAGUGCUCGAUGGAUGUUGAAUGAAGGCAGUGGAUGAUGAUGACUGCAGUAUACGAUGUUGAUGAUGAUGAUGAUGAUGAUGAUGAUGAUGACAGUUGUGCAUGGUGAUGGCAGCACUGCUGCCACGAAUCACGGCAAAAGUUUUAGAGUCUUACAUGAAACUCAUUUUCACUGUACCGAACUAAAUGGUUUAAAUUAUAACAUAUUCUAUCCAUCAUCGGCAACAAUUGCUGGUCGGUUCUGCUUGGAGUUCGACACCGAGAACAACGCUUCUUGAGAGGGCCUUGUGUUUACGGCAUUGGGGCACCCCGGAAGCUGGUGACAAAGUCGCGGGAGUUAGAGCGUGACAAGCACACGCGUUGUAGGGAGCUGGGGAGCGCAUCGCUGUGACGACUCAAAACAAAGAAAUUGGCUUGCCACGUGGAUGUUAAUGUUCCUCUCACAUGGAAGCUGACACAGUGUCUGUCAACAAGCACUUGUUGGAUGACGUCAUUCAACACCUCCGACAGCUGAUAUGAAGAAAGUAAGUCCUCAACACGCUUUCUCUUUCACCAGUGCGAAGCGAAGAUAACUGAAUUAUAUUGAUGAAGAUACGCAGCCAGGAGUUGCUGAAACACAACAUGCAAUGGCUGUUAUUAGUAUGUGUCUUUACCAUUCAUGGUGCCAGUGAAGUGGACUCUGUUACUCCAAGACUGCCAGGAAAUGACUCAACUCUUGGAUCCUUGGAGGAAUUUCCUAAUGAUGGUCACACAUCUAAUUCUCAGGGAACUGGAGAUACGAACAAAACUGGGAAUGUAAGUGAAAUUGAUAAUUUAUUUUUACCUGUCACCAUGGAAACAAGUACUAACAAUUAUGUGGAUGUUCAAAACCAAGAUGAAAGACAAGAGCAGAGCAACACUGUAACCCCAGACGAUGUCUCUGCAUCAAAGACGUAUGAUGUUCUUUCCUGGCUUCCAAAACGCGUUGACAAGAGGUCCACAGUUAAUCUGACCAUUCUACCAAUCUUGGCCAUGCUGGCUUUCCUGGUUGGCUUGUGUCUCAAAGGAUGUACAUGGUUCCGAGAGAGCUUGAAGGAGAGUGACAGAGAUUCUAUGGAUGAUGACCGAAGUUUUAUCAUUUUACGAGAAGGCGACAAAGAGUACCAUGAUGUUGACUUCCGUUCCAACCUAUCCACACCUUACGACACCUACAGUUCGUAUAUGUCAUUCUUGAAAAGAAAUAAUGACACGGUAACCUCAUUUCGGUCCUUCCAGAACCAGGUCUGUCAGCCGUAUGACACGGUGACGUCAUACAGGUCCCUGCUGCUACAACGUCUGGACAGCCACAACAACGACAGCGUCAACUCAUAUCGCGCUUUCAUGCAGCGGAUGUCGCAGAUGAAGGACGUGGAGAUCCAAGUGGAACUCUUCGAUGAGAAAAAUAAAGAUACUGAUCAGAAAAGCACCGCUCGCAGCUUGAGGACAAGUCAUCGUUCCAGGAGCACAAGCCCGAAACUCAAACGUAAAUUUAAUCAUGGGGAAGGUGUAUUAGAGGACUUGGUAGAAACCACAGAUUGUGUUCAGAAAUCUGAUUAUAAUGAGAAUGGUGAUUUGUUAAAUGUACCUAAAGUUGCAAUGGUGAAUGGGGUAAAGCAUCACCACCCCACCAUACUCCCAAAUAGACAUACUCCCCAUAUGAGUCACCAUGACGACCCCAAUAGACAUACUCCCAAUAUGAGUCCCUCGGGACACCGGAUUGAAAGGAGCCCUAUUCACCACCAUGACAGAAGACCCGUAAGACACGGUGACAAAAUGACUCACAGAUCACCUAAUGCGCCUCGAUUUAAAGUUUCAUUUGUGACAGAUGGUGAGGAUAACCCUCAGGACCAUGCUGACAGUGCUCGCAGUGUGCAUCAGGAACACAGCAAGUCGCAAAACCAUCACGCUGCAUCAGGUAUAGCCAUGUUGUGAUUCCCGAGACAAUGGUGAUUCCUCCAUGUUGUGAUUCCCGAGACAAUGGUGAUUCCUCCAUGUUGUGAUUCCCGAGACAAUGGUGAUUCCUCCAUUGUUGUGAUUCCCGAGACAAUGGUGAUUCCUCCAUGUUGUGAUUCCCGAGACAAUGGUGAUUCCUCCAUUGUUGUGAUUCCCGAGACAAUGGUGAUUCCUCCAUGUUGUGAAUCCCGAGACAAUGGUGAUUCCUCCAUGUUGACAGGACAAUGCUGACAUUGUUAAACAACGAAGUGUCUGUAGGCUAUUGGAUGACGUACUGUUCAACCUUCCAUGUUUGAAGUGAGGGGUUGAUCUGAUUUGUGUUGGUAUUUGAUGAAAUAUACUGUUCUUGAUAUCAAGUUCCAGUUACUUUGAAUGUCACUCCUUCACCUCACAACUUCAUGGGCAUACUCCAUACAGGUUACAGUACACUGAUAAUGAAAAUGUAAUCCAAAAAUUUAUAGAAAAACAUUUAAUUCCACUUAGUGCAAACUUGUUGAUAAUUUUAUUUCUUUUAUUACUAUCUAUCUAUCUGUGUCUGUCUGUCUGUCUGUCUAUUGGUCUUCUUCUGAUGACAACAAGACCAUGUGGCGAAGUAACAUGAAUAUAGCAUAAUAAUGGUGUGGUAGUCCCUAUUAGUUACAGCCGUGUGUGUGUGUGCUGUCAUUGGUUGGCUACAGAUUGUACAACUAUGUCGUUGUCCGAGGCAAUAAUUUUCUCAGGAUUGAUAUUUUCUGAGUUGUUUUUUUUCAAAUGAAGUAAGAGUUGUGUUACCCAUUGUGCAUGUACAUAUAUUUAUGACACUAGUAACAAUGUGUGAGGUUCUGUGAGUUGUUGACUGAAAUCCUGUUGUAACCUUAUUCUCUUUCAGUCAGAAUUAAACAAAUCUCACUCACUCACACA
Haliotis rubra (blacklip abalone) is the source of this 2964-nucleotide messenger RNA. RefSeq lists its product as uncharacterized. NCBI's taxonomy places the organism in Eukaryota, Metazoa, Mollusca, Gastropoda, Lepetellida, Haliotidae. The record is from RefSeq and is a predicted model, not a curated record. The transcript is spliced from 2 exons. The coding region runs from base 679 to 2043 and encodes 454 amino acids.